Messenger RNA from Entrophospora candida, 1212 nucleotides. The record is from the annotation of a GenBank genome assembly. NCBI's taxonomy places the organism in Eukaryota, Fungi, Glomeromycota, Glomeromycetes, Entrophosporales, Entrophosporaceae.
AGAAUAUGUGUUGAGAAUGGAAUGUUUACUUUUGGUUUCUUCAAGGAUGGAAUUACAAAUUUUCGUGAAUGGUUUGAUGAGUUGUUGAAAACUUCUUGGCUAGCUUGUCAGAAUACUGAUGUAUUAAUAGAGUCCCCUAGUGCAAUGUCUGGAAUUCAUAUCGCCGAAGCUUUAGGCAUUCCAUAUUUUCGGGCAUUUACAAUGCCAUGGACACGGACUAAAGCAUAUCCCCACGCAUUUGCGGUAUCUAAUUAUGAUUUAAAAGGUCCGUAUAAUUACAUGUCGUAUGUCCUUAUUGAGAAUGCAUUUUGGUUAGCAAUUGCACCACAAAUUAAUCGAUGGCGAAAGAAUACGUUAAAGUUACGGAGCACUAGCCUAGAGAAAAUGGAUGCAAACACAGUUCCAUUUUUGUAUAAUUUCAGUGAUCGCAUUGUACCUAAGGCACCUGAUUGGGCUGAUUGGAUACACGUAACAGGAUAUUGGUUUUUGGACAACCCCGAAAUUGGAUGGAAAGUACCACAGGAUUUGAUUGAUUUCAUAAAAAAGAAUCACGAUGAUAAGAAAAAAAUAGUUUAUAUCGGAUUUGGAUCAAUUGUUGUAGACGAUCCACAAGCAAUGACAAAAAUCAUUGUAGAAUCUAUUAAGAGAAGUGGCGUUGCAGCAAUACUAUCAAAAGGAUGGAGUGAUCGUUUACAAAGAACAAAAGCUGAUAAUAAUAAAGAAGAAUAUCCUUCCUGUAUAUAUCCACUGAAAUCCGUACCACAUGACUGGUUGUUUCCACAAAUUGAUGCAGUAGUACAUCAUGGAGGCGCAGGAACAACGGCAGCAGGACUUCGUGCUGGUAAACCCACUAUAAUUAAACCAUUUUUUGGAGAUCAGUUUUUUUGGGGAGAGCGAGUUGAACAAAUGGGUAUUGGAUUUAAUCUUAAGAAAUUGGCGAUCGAAAAAUUAUCGGAUUAUCUUGUUGCAGUUACUACAGAUGAUAAAAUGAUCAAAAAAGCAUCUUUGGUUGGUAUAAAUAUUCAAAAGGAAGAUGGCUUAAAAAAUGCAAUACAAGCAAUCUAUCACGAUUUGGAUAUUGCUAAAAAGAGAAUCAAGGAGCAAAAAACUCGUACCGAAAAUGAUUCAACUUAUAUUAACACAGAUUUUUCAACGUUGGCAACUGUGAAAUUUUUUAAAAGAAUUACGACUACACCACCAUCAACUCCGUGA